AUGAGCGUGGAGGCGCAGAAGACCUACUAUCUGGUGGACAAGAAGCCCUUCUUCAAGCACUUCUACCCCAAGGAUGUGGCAAUCUUGGCUGUGCGCUCGACAGCUAUGCAAGGUCUGAUGGUCUUCAACGCGUACGUGGCGUCGCUGGACCUGGAGCUGUCAGACGAGGAGUUGAGCGAGGACGAAUUUGAGGAUGUGGAUGCUGCGGCGGAGGACAAGGAGGAGUUCGUGCCUCCCUCCAUGGAGGAGUUCAGUCUCGCCAGCGCCAAGUCCUUCGGCAAGUCGCUGAGUAUCACCACGUACGUACGCUCGCUCGAGGAGGUGGCGAUUCGUAUCUGCCGACCUCGAAUUGUCAGUAAGCUCAUCAAAGACAUCAGCAAGUCAGCUAUGCGUAAGUACGCGCGUACGUCUAGCAGGAUGACGGCUGCGGCGUUGAUGGUCAAGACGGGUAUGCGCGCUAACAUUCUGAGCCACCUCGCGAUCUUCCUAGUUGAGGAGACUCAGCAGCUUGUGAUCAUUCUGUACCGACGCUUCGUGGCACGAAAAGGUGGCAAGAAGACCAAGAAGAAUCUGCGGUCGAUUGAGGAGGGCAUUCAGAGCAGCAGCAGCGACGAGGAAGAAGAUACACUCUCAACGUUCGUGUCCAACACGGGUCGUAACGCCACUCGCUCUGCGCUGGCUGUCAUCACGGGCGGCGUUGGCGCUGCCGUGGGUACGGUUGUGCGACCAGGUAUCGGCACGAUGAUCGGUGGUACACUAGGCGAUACCAUCGGAUACGUGUUGUUUUAG
This is a messenger RNA of Phytophthora nicotianae INRA-310, 789 nucleotides long. RefSeq lists its product as hypothetical. Bases 1 to 789 code for a protein of 262 amino acids. The transcript has 3 exons. The record is from RefSeq and is a predicted model, not a curated record. NCBI's taxonomy places the organism in Eukaryota, Oomycota, Peronosporomycetes, Peronosporales, Peronosporaceae.